AACGAUGAGUGGACGAGGAAAAACAGGCGGAAAAGCGAGAGCAAAGGCGAAGAGUCGCUCAUCUAGGGCUGGACUACAGUUUCCUGUCGGUCGUGUCCAUAGAUUGCUGCGUAAAGGCAACUAUGCUGAACGCGUUGGUGCUGGCGCUCCAGUUUACUUAGCUGCGGUGCUGGAGUACUUAACAGCCGAAAUCCUGGAGCUGGCGGGUAAUGCGGCUCGUGAUAACAAGAAAACCCGCAUUAUUCCUCGCCAUUUGCAGCUCGCUGUCCGUAAUGAUGAAGAGCUCAACAAACUACUGGGUGGUGUGACUAUCGCUCAGGGUGGUGUGUUGCCCAACAUCCAAGCGGUUCUUCUGCCUAAAAAGACCGAGAAGGCAAAGUAAAAACGCCUCUUGGCGAUUAGAACAAAGGCUCUUUUAAGAGCCAACCACGCGUCUAAGGGGCUGAAUUUUCUAUAAUUGAAUAUAUCGCUUUAUUUCUUCAUCUGGGAAGAAACUAGCAUUUCAAGUCUAUCUCUCCUGAGUGGGCAACAAACUACUCUUAAGGUGAAUGAAUAUCUCUCCUAAGCAUAGCCGGUGCGGUAUUAAUCCCGAAGUAAGGCUACACUCACAGGAAAAGACCAUCUAUUGAUCCGGCGGAACCUCUUUUUCCAGGCAGGA
Messenger RNA from Scleropages formosus (Asian bonytongue), 658 nucleotides. RefSeq names its product histone H2A-like. Gene Ontology annotation, molecular function: structural constituent of chromatin; protein heterodimerization activity; DNA binding. The coding region runs from base 5 to 382 and encodes 125 amino acids. The transcript has 2 exons. Lineage: Eukaryota; Metazoa; Chordata; Actinopteri; Osteoglossiformes; Osteoglossidae. Gene Ontology annotation, cellular component: nucleosome. The record is from RefSeq and is a predicted model, not a curated record.